GGGAGCAGGUGGCUCAUGUCGCUCUUCGAGUCCUCGUCGCCGCGCCCGGCCGUAUAUAAAUCCUCGCCCAACGCGAUCCACGGAGUACCAACCACCAACGAUAACACUGUACAUCUUCUUCCUCUCCGCCUCCAUUGGCAGAGCUUUGCUCCGAUGGGUUUCCUGGAAGCCAUGUUGGGGCUGUGCGGGUGCCCGGCGCCGCUCACGCAGCGGCACCUGCAGAAGGGGCGGCAGCUGGAGACGGUGGAGAUGAAGGUCCACAUCGACUGCGAGGGCUGCGAGAGCAAGAUCCGCAAGACGCUGGAGGCCAUGGACGGCGUCACCGGCAUCGACGUCGUGCCCCGGCAGAACCGGGUCACUGUCACCGGCUACGUCGACGCGGCCAAGGUCAUGCACCGCGUCGCGCGCAAGACCGGCAAGCGGGUGGAGCCGUGGCCGUACGUGCCCUACGAGGCCGUCGCGCACCCCUACGCGGCCGGCGCCUACGACAGGAAGGCGCCCGCCGGGUACGUCCGGGACGUCACGGCCAACUACGGCGGCGGGGGCGCCUCCGCAUCGCGGCCGUUCUCGCGCGCAUCGUCCACCGAGACUAGGUACACCGGGGCCUUCUCCGACGAGAACGCCAACGCGGCGUGCGCCAUCAUGUAGCUCGAUCAGUAGCUCGAGAUCUCCCCGUUCCGUCUGUUAACUCCUACGUACGUAAGUAAGUACUGCUAUGUAAUGUGUGGAGUAUUUCACUUUUUCCUCGGUGGAGUUAGCUAGCUAGCUUCCCCGGGCUGGUUAUCACGGCAGGCUGUGCAAUCUAGCCGUCUUGUCGUCCCCGCCGGCGGCCGGUCGUCGAGGCUGUUUCAGGCUGCCCCGCCGUUGAGAUGUUCAGGCCGGCCGAUCAAGCUCUUCGAGAUUCAGACAUUCGAGGUAAGUGGCAAUAAACCCCAGCAUCCGGACCUAGCUAACUAGGUCUGGUCGUUGGAAUUCUUUCCCUUCCGCUGCAAGCUAGGUUGAUCUAGAUUGAACUUGUACCUUUGGCGCUGCGCCGACCGUUUUCGCGGCUGGAAACGAUCCAUGAUCUCAACAUCUGACGUCCUCAUGGGCAUCCGUGUAUUGCCCGGCGCCCCGGCCGGCGGCAUUUCUCCAGCGUCGACUGCGGUUCCUGCCGCGAAAGUAGACCUGAACUUGGCUGCCGAGGUCGGAUCAGCUGUGUGUGAUCGAGUAAAGGGGAUUUAGUUUCUUCUAUCUUCAGUUUUAGGUCAUGUUCGUCGACUAGAACAGCCAGUUUGUAAUUUCUUUUAUGGGCAAGAACCAUCUGUAAUGAUCCAUGUAACAGAUCUGCACUGCUAUAAAAACUUUUUUUUUUCA
Molecule: messenger RNA, 1356 nt
Organism: Lolium perenne
Lineage: Eukaryota; Viridiplantae; Streptophyta; Magnoliopsida; Poales; Poaceae
Product: heavy metal-associated isoprenylated plant protein 27
Molecular function (GO): metal ion binding
Source: RefSeq, a predicted model, not a curated record